GUAGUGUGUUUAUCUAGGUACAAUGGAAUUCUGGUAGGAUGAGUUACAAGCUUGGGUGAGAUGUUGCCUUGCCGACGGACAGCGACGUAGGAAGCAGCUGAAAAUGCAACCGGACAGCUCUGUCGUCUUAUUUGAAGAGUUGCAGCUUUAUGGUGCAAGCAGCGGCGAGCGAGCUCUAGCUGUCUCUUCGGUGCACAAGCGGCAAGCAGCAGACUCGAGCGAUCGGGGUGGACUGCUCGUCUCGCCCGAUGGCUCGGCAGUUGCUAUUCUCGAUGCCACAGCGACUUCCUUGACACUUCUGCAUUUCAGUGAUCAGCUUUCCCCAGCAGACGUCAAUUCACCGCGGAAGCGUCAGGAUCUUACUCCAUGCACUGCUGUCCGCACCUUCCAGCCUACGAGGAUAGACAAAUGCAAUCUUUCACUACCAGAUGCCAUUUGUGCUGUCUGCUGGUCGGAAGAUGGCAUCCGUCUGGCGCUUGCUUGUCUAUCGGGACAUGUUUACAUUUUGGACAGGUCCGGGAAGCCACUUGCCAUGCUUCCUCCCACCGGUACACCCUGGGCCGGCAAGCGGCCAGGCGCAGUGGCGCUGCCGUCACCCUCGCUGUUGCUGCUGCUAACCGCGAGACCGCCGCUGAUCUUUGCCGUACCCCUGGGACCUAGCGGCGGAGCCCCCGCAGCACCCAGCGGCAGCCGCCCCGGGCCUCCUGCAGCAGCACCCUCAUCAGCUGUGGUGCUGCCGCCUCCUCGUGUCCUCGCCGCCCUGCGACCUCAGCCCCUGGGUAAGGCACACGGCGUCGUACGAACAGCCGUGUACGAUGCUCGUACAGCGCUCCUCGUCGUGGCGGGUGAGGGCGGGUGCUGCGGCCGUGGUGGCGCUGCUGGCGCUGGCGGCAGUAGCCAGCGCGGUAGCGGCGGUACGGCAGCUGCUGCUGACGUCAGCGUGAGUGCAUGGCGGCUGGAGGUAUCCGCUGGCGGCAGCGCCGUCAAGGCAGCCAUGCUGGGCGCCUACGUAGGGCCCGUUGCCUCCGCUGCCUCCGCUAGCCCUAGCGCUAGUCCUGCCUGGCCCAGGAGGCGUUGGAUGCUGUCGUUGUCGCCACUGGGAGAGCACGUGGCCCUCCACGCGGUGCCAAAGCCAGCCGGCAGCAAAGCGGGUGGUGGAGGAGGUGGCGGCGGGGGGGUGCUGGUGUUGUCGCUGCCGCAGUGCCUGCCGGUGGACCCUGCGGCUCAGUUCGCGGGGCGGUCGGCCGGUCCGCCGCUGCCUCCGGCGACGUCUGGAGCGCCCAAGGCCUCCCUAGCGGGCUCCGCGGUGGCCGCUGCCAGCGUGGCUUGGUGGUCCGAUGAAACCCGGUUGGCGCUGAGCGACGUGUACGGCAGGGUAGGGCUGGCGAGUCUGCCCGGGUACGACAGCUUGCUGUCGCCAUGGGACGAGCAACCCAAGUUCACGCCGGGUACCCUGAUCGCCACAAAGACCAAUGGCCCCGGGCCCCGAGGCAUUCUAGUGCUGGAACCAACCCCAACCACCUCACCAACCACCACCACACCAAACCUGCCGCAGCAACAGCGGCAGCAGCAGCUACCAUCCAAAUCCUCUCUCCUAGCCUCUUCUCCUGCUCCUCCUCCUGCUCCCGGCAUGCGACUGGUAUUUCUAGCGGAGCGGACCCC
Molecule: messenger RNA, 1662 nt
Organism: Astrephomene gubernaculifera
Lineage: Eukaryota; Viridiplantae; Chlorophyta; Chlorophyceae; Chlamydomonadales; Astrephomenaceae
Source: the annotation of a GenBank genome assembly